This is a messenger RNA of Dendronephthya gigantea, 832 nucleotides long. RefSeq lists its product as uncharacterized. The coding region runs from base 187 to 831 and encodes 214 amino acids. NCBI's taxonomy places the organism in Eukaryota, Metazoa, Cnidaria, Anthozoa, Malacalcyonacea, Nephtheidae. The record is from RefSeq and is a predicted model, not a curated record. The transcript has 5 exons.
AGUUGAACCAGCGUUGGGAAGUUCACCUAUAGGGUUUUUUUUUGACCAAAAUGGAUUUUUACAAUCGCAGCAGUGUUCAUAAAUCGUGGUAUAAAAUGAGGAAAACCAAAUGUGAGAGGCAUUCGUUCGAAAAGUCAAUACAAGUACAACAAGACAGGGAAAAAAUAAACUGUUUCAAAAGAUUUCAUGGCUACUGCAUUUGCAACGAAAACUUCAGGCUUUCUGGCAAUUUUGAUAUGUUUUGCGCUGUGUGGCAACGGCUUCGCACAAUGUUUUAAAGAUAAAAACCAGAAAGCAUUGUGUGAGAAUAUUAAAAACGACUUGAACAAGUGCCAGGUGUUGAUAAAAGACCUAUUGCAAUGCCUUAUUGAUGAGUGCAAAGACACAUCUUUAUCAAGCAAUUAUGACUGCACGUACCCGCCUAAGAAAAACAUUUCUGGAUAUAAUGCAACAAGACUUGACAAAAGUUUGAAGAUUGAAGAUUUUUUGCAAGAAAUUUUGAAGAGGAUCGUCGUCCAUCAAAUUUACAACCACAAGAUCAGACGUCAUUUUAAAACCGUGAAAUGCUACGCAAAAACCAAAUUAGUUGGUCCUCAGCUUAACCUGAUGAUGACAUGGAUGAACAUUAUACAAAAAGGACUUGGUUUUUCAACUGCCACACAAAUUAGCAGCCCGCCAAAACUCACCUCGACUGGCGCGAAAUCGAAGAAAGACUGGUACUACGUGCGUGUACAAAUGCUGAUCAAUUUGAAUCACGAUAUUGCGGAUAUACAAGGAUAUUUCAACAAGCGUCACUGCAUCAUCCCAAAGUGUUCCACGACAUCCAAAUAAA